Molecule: messenger RNA, 990 nt
Organism: Zingiber officinale
Lineage: Eukaryota; Viridiplantae; Streptophyta; Magnoliopsida; Zingiberales; Zingiberaceae
Product: ran-binding protein 1 homolog c-like
Exons: 4
Coding region: 75-737 (220 amino acids)
Biological process (GO): nucleocytoplasmic transport
Cellular component (GO): cytoplasm; nuclear pore
Molecular function (GO): GTPase activator activity
Source: RefSeq, a predicted model, not a curated record
UAACACCGUCCUCUUCAGAUUUCUCAUCUGAAUCCGUUUUCCUUUCUGGUUCCUGCCAUUCCGAUUCGAAUUCCAUGGCCAGCACUAACCCCGAUCGCGAUGACGAGGCAGCGGAGACCGCUGCCGGCGAGGAUGAAGAUACCGGAGCUCAGAUCACCCCCAUCGUGGCCCUCUCGGAGGUCGCCGUCACCACCGGCGAGGAGGAUGAGGACGUCCUGCUCGAUCUGAAGUCGAAGCUUUAUCGAUUCGACAAGGAAGGGAACCAGUGGAAAGAGAGGGGCACGGGUAAUUUGAAGCUUUUGAAGCACCAGAAGACCAAAAAGGUUCGUUUGGUGAUGCGCCAGGCCAAGACACUCAAGAUCUGCGCCAACCAUCUAGUUCUUCCAUCGAUGAAGAUUCAGGAGCAUGCGGGGAAUGAUAAGUCAUGUGUGUGGCAUGCUGCGGAUUUUGCUGAUGGGGAAUUGAAGGAGGAGAUGUUCUGUAUCCGCUUUGGCUCUGUAGAAAAAUGUAGGAACUUCAUCGAGACAAUCGAAAGCAUCACUGAAUCUCUUCAAAAUAGUUCAGCAGAAGAGAGCAAGGAAUCCUCUGAGGCCGCUGAACUCUUGCUUAAUUUGAGGGUAGAUGAUAGUAAAGAAGCAAAGGAUGUUCCAUCAGCUGCUGAUUCAACCAAUCCAGAAGAUGAGAAAUCAGCAACAGAAUCCAAAGCCGAGGAACAACCCACCAAAUCCAAGGAUUGAUAUUUGAUUCUGGUCAAUUUGAAUUUGUUCAGGUGAUACGAAGAUGCGGGUCAGGGCUUGUGUUCUUCUGGUAAGCAUAUUUGAGUUCAGAAGUCACGUUUGGUCUCGUCAUGGACUUUACCGUUUAUAUUAUUGUUGUAUGGUUUCAUUAUUCUCUCUUCCAUUGCAUGUUUACGAAAGAGAAGCGCUCAUCUUUCUGUUAUUGAUGUUUGGAACUUGCUACUGAGCGCUGAAAUUUGUUGCUUCUCCCCAA